Molecule: messenger RNA, 276 nt
Organism: Candidula unifasciata
Lineage: Eukaryota; Metazoa; Mollusca; Gastropoda; Stylommatophora; Geomitridae
Source: the annotation of a GenBank genome assembly
AUGGCCAUAGAAAGAAAACAAAGUAUUCUGUCAGUACAAUACACGAAGUCUGGCCUUACAAGACUGCCAGACCCGAAUGUUCCCUGUAAUAAAGUGUCUCCAAGAUCUACUUGGCAUCAGUCAGAACCAACUGGAUACUUUUACCACAAAGUCUGGAAACCGUUUUUGUGUUUUGUCCCUGACAAGGUGGAGCAGCUUGAUGAGUCAUGUUUAAAGAAUGUACAGGUGAUAUUUCUUGUCUUGGCUUGUUUCUUUUCUCGUGUGGUCUCUGUAAUU